CCAUUACAAGGUGACAUUCGAAGCCCACAAGCCCAGACACAAAUAAGAGCGAGCAGGUGGCUCGUCUCUGGCACCCUCCACCGAACCCUAAUUUUGUGACUACCCUACAAAAUUCCUCUUUUUUCUUGCUAUCAAUCGUUCAAGUUUCAGGUAUUUUGCUCUUUGUACAAUGGCAUCUGUAUCUAGCCAGCCCCAGUUUCGGUACACCCAGCCACCAUCUAAGGUCCUCCAUUUAAGAAACUUGCCAUGGGAGUGCACAGAAGAGGAAUUGAUUGAACUGGGGAAGCCCUUUGGUAAAGUGGUGAACACCAAGUGCAAUGUUGGUGCAAAUAGAAACCAGGCUUUUAUUGAAUUCGCAGAUUUAAAUCAAGCAAUUGCAAUGAUAUCAUAUUAUGCCUCAUCUUCGGAGCCAGCUCAAGUCCGGGGGAAAACUGUCUACUUACAGUAUUCCAAUAGGCAGGAAAUAGUAAACAACAAAACUGCUGCAGAUGUAGCUGGGAAUGUACUUUUGGUAACAAUAGAAGGUGCUGAUGCACGCCUUGUCAGCAUUGAUGUUUUGCAUUUGGUGUUUUCAGCUUUUGGAUUUGUGCAUAAGAUUACUACUUUUGAGAAGACUGCUGGAUUUCAGGCACUAGUACAAUUCUCAGAUGCAGAAACUGCUACUUCAGCAAAAAAUGCUCUUGAUGGAAGAAGCAUUCCUAGUUACCUGCUGCCAGAGAAUGUGGGACCAUGUACCCUGAGGAUCACAUAUUCUGGACACACAGAUCUGAGUGUGAAAUUUCAGUCCCACAGAAGCAGGGACUACACUAAUCCUUAUCUUCCAGUUGCUCCCUCAGCUAUAGAUGGAAGUGGUCAGUUCACUGUGGGUUUGGAUGGAAAGAAACUUGAACCUGAAAGUAAUGUGCUGCUUGCUUCCAUUGAAAACAUGCAGUAUGCUGUCACCUUGGAUGUGUUACACAUGGUUUUUUCUUCUUUUGGGCCCGUUCAAAAGAUUGCUAUGUUUGAUAAGAAUGGGGGAGUUCAGGCUUUGAUUCAGUAUCCUGAAAUUCAGACUGCAGUAGUUGCCAAGGAAGCCUUGGAAGGACAUUGCAUUUACGAUGGAGGGUUUUGCAAACUCCAUUUAUCGUAUUCAAGGCAUACUGAUCUCAGUAUAAAGGUCAAUAAUGAUCGCAGCAGAGAUUAUACACUCUCAAAUGUUUCUCCUGUUACCAUGGUGAAUUCCCAGCCAUCGAUUUUAGGCCAACAGCCAUCUAAUGCUCCAUUGAUGACUUCCAAUCCUCCCCAGUAUUCUGGGGCUCAAUAUGCUCCAACUGAGCAGGUUGGGAUGCCACAGCCUUCGGCUGGAUGGGGUGCUGCUGCUCCUCCACCUGCGCCUCAGUCCAUGUCUAUGCCUAUGCCUAUGUCUAAUCAUCCCUACAUGCCGCCUAGACACGGGACCAUGCCUUCUCACCCAGGAACGAUGCACAUGCCAAACCAGGGUGGCCUUUCGCAGACAACAGUAUACCGCCCUGAUCAUAUUCAAUAGCUUCCACCCUCUCAAACAGAUUCCAUGUGUUUGAAUUCCCGUAGUCUUUUGUUCAGUAAAGCAAGCCCACAACACUAGUACAAGGAAUAUGUGGAAAUAAUAGAAUCAUCAUUUCAACUUUGUUUUUUUUCCCAAGUUUGCUUAUGAGAUUCUAUAAGCACAGUGGGCUUGAGAACUGAUGUCUCAAAUUGUGUUGCUCAGCCCUCUUCCUAAUGACUUGUUAAGAUAUUGUUAUUUUGCUAUCCUGGCUGGAAAUUUUUCCCUUUUUAGAGGUUACUAAUUUCAGGGCAAAAAGAGCUUGAUUUCCCUUA
Molecule: messenger RNA, 1836 nt
Organism: Humulus lupulus (European hop)
Lineage: Eukaryota; Viridiplantae; Streptophyta; Magnoliopsida; Rosales; Cannabaceae
Product: polypyrimidine tract-binding protein homolog 2
Exons: 11
Coding region: 170-1525 (451 amino acids)
Biological process (GO): regulation of RNA splicing
Cellular component (GO): nucleus
Molecular function (GO): mRNA binding
Source: RefSeq, a predicted model, not a curated record